AUGAAGAAAGUAGUCUCAACAACAACUAUCGUUUACAUUCUGGCCACAACUCUACUAUUACUAGAUGGAUCAGUGGGGGAACCUAGAACUCAGACCGUUAAAAUCAUGUGUGGGAACCAACUUGAGCACAAUUCUACCCUUUACGUCCCAAACUUUGUUGCUACAAUGGAAAACAUCAGUGCACAGAUGAGAACUUCUGGUUUUGGAGUAGCAGUUACUGGUUCAGGACUUGACACUAACUAUGGACUUGCACAGUGCUAUGGCGAUCUUUCUUUACUUGACUGUGUUUUAUGCUAUGCUGAGGCACGUACUGUCCUUCCACAAUGCUUCCCUUUCACUGGGGGUCGCAUUUACCUCGAUGGCUGCUUUAUGCGGGCUGAAAAUUACAGCUUCUUUGAGGAAUAUACAGGACCAGGAGACAGGGCUGUGUGUGGGAAUACAACAAGAAAAAGUCCUACAUUUCAAGAGGCAGCAAGGAAGGCUGUGUUGCGAGCAGUUUCGGACGCACCAAUCAAUAAUAACUAUGCUCGGGGUCAGGUGGCAGUCUCUGGGACAGUAAAUGAGUCAGCUUAUGUUCUGGCUGAUUGCUGGAGGACGUUGAAUGCAAGCACCUGCAGAACAUGUUUGGAGAAUGCGUCUGCAUCAAUAUUGAGAUGCUUUCCAUGGUCCGAGGGGCGGGCAUUGAACACCGGAUGCUUCAUGAGAUACUCUGACACCAAUUUCCUUAAUCCCAUACCAAGCAAUGGAAGUUCAAGAGGGACAAUCAUAGUGAUUGUAGUUGCUGCUGUAAGUUCUGUGAUUGUUCUGGCAAUCGGGGCUGUAAGUGGAGUUCAUUUCUGCAAGCAUAGGAAGAUACAAAAGAAAAGAAGAGGUUCAAAUGAUGUGGAGAAAUUGGCAAAGACCCUUCAUGACAGUAGCUUGAACUUCAAAUACUCUAUACUUGAGAAAGCCACAGGUUCUUUUGAUGAAGCCAACAAGCUUGGGCAUGGAGGAUUUGGAACCGUUUACAAGGGAGUUCUACCAGAUGGUAGAGAGAUUGCUGUGAAGAGGCUGUUCUUCAACAACAGGCACAGGGCAGCAGAUUUCUACAAUGAAGUUAACAUUAUUAGCAGUGUUGAACACAAAAAUCUAGUCAGGUUGUUAGGUUGCAGUUGUUCGGGACCUGAAAGCCUUCUUGUGUAUGAAUUCUUGCCAAACAAGAGCCUUGAUCGAUUCAUCUUUGGUAAGUAA
Messenger RNA from Ilex paraguariensis (yerba mate), 1230 nucleotides. The record is from the annotation of a GenBank genome assembly. Lineage: Eukaryota; Viridiplantae; Streptophyta; Magnoliopsida; Aquifoliales; Aquifoliaceae.